Micromonas commoda is the source of this 1416-nucleotide messenger RNA. RefSeq names its product fumarate hydratase (gene FUM-2). Bases 1 to 1416 code for a protein of 471 amino acids. NCBI's taxonomy places the organism in Eukaryota, Viridiplantae, Chlorophyta, Mamiellophyceae, Mamiellales, Mamiellaceae. The record is from RefSeq and is a predicted model, not a curated record. Gene Ontology annotation, molecular function: fumarate hydratase activity. Gene Ontology annotation, cellular component: tricarboxylic acid cycle heteromeric enzyme complex. Gene Ontology annotation, biological process: malate metabolic process; fumarate metabolic process; tricarboxylic acid cycle. The transcript has a single exon.
AUGGGGGUCGUCCGCGUCCCCGCCGACAAGUACUGGGGCGCGCAAACGCAACGCUCGCUCCAGAACUUCAAGAUCGGCGGCGAGAAGAUGCCGAUGGAGAUGCUCCGCGCUCUGGCCAUCGUCAAGCACGCCGCGGCCACCGUCAACGAGCGCCUCGGCAAGCUGGACUCCAGGCGCGCGGAGGCGAUACGCGUCGCGGCGCGCGAGGUCAUCGAGGGUAAGCUCGACGAUAACUUCCCCCUGGUCGUCUGGCAAACCGGCAGCGGCACGCAGACGAACAUGAACGUCAACGAGGUCAUAUCCAACCGAGCCAUCGAGAUGCUCGGCGGCGUCGUGGGAUCUAAGGACCCGGUGCACCCCAACGACCACGUCAACAUGUCGCAGAGUUCCAACGACACCUUCCCGACGGCCAUGUCCGUGGCGACGGCGUACGAAGUGCAGGAGGGCUUGGUCCCGGCUCUGCGAUUGCUACGGGACGAGCUCGAUAAGAAAUCUCGCGAGUGGGAGAGCAUCGUGAAGAUCGGUCGGACGCACCUGAUGGACGCGGUGCCCAUCACCCUCGGCCAGGAGUUCGGCGGAUACGCGCAGCAGCUCCGCAACUCGCUGCUCCGCGCCAAGGCGGCGAUGGUGCACUUGACCGAGCUGGCCAUCGGCGGCACUGCUGUCGGUACCGGCCUCAACUCGCACCCGAGGUACGCGGAGCUCAUGGCGCAGGAGAUAUCGGUCCUCACCGGCUUGCCGUUCGUGUCCGCGCCGAAUAAGUUCGAGUCCCUCGCGGCGCACGACGCGCAGGCGGCGUUGUCCGGCAUGCUCAAGACGAUGGCGCUCUCGCUGUUGAAAAUCUCAAACGACAUAAGGAUGCUCGGCAGCGGCCCCCGCGCGGGCCUCGGCGAGCUCAACCUCCCGGAGAACGAGCCGGGGUCGUCGAUCAUGCCCGGUAAGGUCAAUCCCACGCAGUGCGAGGCGAUGAUGAUGGUAUGCGCUCAGGUUGUCGGCAACGACAUGGGCGUGACCCUGGGCGGAGCCGCGGGAUCUCACUUUGAGCUCAACGUCGCAAAGCCCCUCAUCGCGUUCAACAACCUCCAGAGCAUCAAGCUCCUCUCGCAGGCGUCCGUCUCGUUCGCGGAGAACUGCGUGCGGGGUAUAGCGCCCAACCUCGAGCGCAUAGACGAGCUCAUGCGCUCGUCGCUGAUGCUGGUCACCGCGCUCAAUCCCCACAUCGGGUACGACAAGGCUGCGAAGAUUGCGAAAAAGGCGCACAAAGAGCGGACCACGCUGAAGGAGGCGGGAGUUUCGCUCGGGAUUCUCACCGCGGCGCAGUUCGACGAGUGGGUGAGGCCGGAACUGAUGACGUCGCCGGAGGGCGAGGGGGCGGGACACGCGGGGUUGGCGCUGGCGUCGUCGUCCAGGCUGUGA